AUCAUUUAAAACAACCCCAAACCAUUUUAUUUUGUACAUUAGCCAUAUUACUUAGUUUUACAAUGCCUUAAGUAGAAGUCUCAAGUGGCUUCCAGAUAUUAUUGUUGUUGAGAAAAAGAUUACCAAAAACCUAAAACAAAACAGAAAAAUGCAUCCUCAAUUUCAGGUAUCCACAAUUUAGUGUGAGAAGUGUGACAGUGAAAGUGACUAGUUCACAGUGAUGCCUUGUAUUUGGCUAUACGGCAGACUAAAUUAAAAUAGUAUUUGUAGCAUUUACAUUUACAUGCACUUCCAAACAUUUUGAAAAAUAAACAAACAAACAAAAAAACAAAACCAAACAAUCCACACCCCCCCCCAAAAAAAAAGCUUCACAUCUGAUAAGCCAAAGUGUCAGAAAAAAUAAUUUCAAGAAAACAGAAUGCAGAGCUAUAUAUGACAUUAUGGUUUCUCAGACAAAGCUAAUCCUACUAAGACUCCUGAAGUCUUCUGGUUUAGUUGAUAGGAAUCCGAGUUUGAAAUCUGUGAUAGGUCAUUGAGCAGUCGGUUCUUCCAGACACACAUGCAUCCAGCAAAAAGGCACUGUAAAUGAGAAGUUUAACUUUUGAAAUGUCCUAUUCACUUUCCACUAUACAGUAAUAAUUUGGAAAAAAUAAUUAGCAUAAAAAAAAAAAAGUAUAAAAAGUAUAAAGUAUUUUUCACUUAGGUUCCUGCCUGGAAUGCUCAACUGGGUUUGCUUGUCAGAAAUUUCCAGCUGGGCUUAAAACUCCCUUUUUCUUGCACUUCCACCCCCAAAGCAGCUAAAGGUGUUGCAGAGCUAAUACCAAAACCUCAACACUAGUGCUGGGCCACCCACCCAAUGCCAGCCUGACUCCACUGAGUAUAACAUGGCAAAAAAUACUCUCCCACUCGCUUCCUAACUUCAGCAUCAAACACUAAAAUCAGAUCUAGAGCUUCUUCCCCUCUCCUGCACAGCCACAGGAGCUAUUCCACUGGAAGAACGCAGUUGCACCCAUAGGACCAAGAGAGGCAGUUCCGAGCUGGUGCUACCCUCGGGAGAGGCAGCCACUGGGGCGUGCAGAGACACCUCUGGUCAUCCACCCGAGCACAGGACCAGCCACCACCCUUUCCCCGCGCUGCGAGGACGAGGGGGGGCCCCGGGAGCGCCACCCGAGCGACACAAACAGACUCCGCUGCCCUAAAGCAGAAGAACACCCCCCCCCCCCCCCGCCCAACGCCUUCCGGCUGCCGCCGCGGGGCCCGGAACCGGCGCUCCCUGAAGUCUCGCGUGAAGUAGUGGUGCCGCUGCCAUGGAGGAGCCUCUCAGCAGCCCGCCAGGGCUGUCUGCCGUCCUAGCAAGGACGGACUGGUCCGAGCCCUGGCUGGUGGGUCUGGCGGUUUUCCACGUCCUCUGCUUCCUGCUGACUUGCGCCUCUUUCCAGCACUACCGGGUGCAAGUAGGGCACUUCCUCUGCAUGGUGGGCUUAGUGUACUGCGCUGAAUAUAUAAAUGAAUUGGCAGCCAUGAAUUGGAGGCUGUUUUCUAAAUACCAAUACUUUGAUUCAAGAGGAAUGUUUAUUUCACUUGUAUUUUCAGCACCACUGCUGGUGAAUACUGUUAUAAUUGUGGUCACCUGGGUUUACAAAACUUUGAAUGUAAUGACUGAACUGAAGACCCUACAACAGAAAGUGAAAGCAGAAAAAGAGAAAAAGAAGUGAAAGCAUGUAAAACUAUUUUAAUUGUAAUACUACUUGUCUAGGUAAUCAGUCCUUCUGUAUGUUUGUCUAGAAACAGCAGUGGUUUUGUGUCUGAUGUCAAGAAGACUUUGCAGCCUUGGCAGUGGACAAUGAGGUGAAAUCGGGCAUCUACCACACACAUUUGAAUUAGCUGUGAAAUGGAGAAACCCAGUUUUAGCAGGUCUUUGUGGCCUUCAAUGUAAGAUAGUUUUCCACCAUGACCAAGGCUAUUAGCAAUUGUGAGACACAAUCUUCCAGUCUGUUUCCGUUUGCCUAUGUAUUCUUAAACUACGUCUUAACUGUGUGGUUAUCCAAGUAUCCAGUCUGCUGCUGCUUAAGCCAAUUGGAGCAGUGUUGUGAAUUCCAGUAAAUGAGGGACUGUAUUCAGAAUACCUCAGGAAUCCAUGCUUCUGUGAAGCAUUUAACUUCUUUAUAAAUCAAGUUUCAUACCAUGUAUUGAGUGCAAGUAGCAUUUUAUAAAUAAAAUUAGCCACUGUAACCUAAA
Molecule: messenger RNA, 2238 nt
Organism: Strigops habroptila (Kakapo)
Lineage: Eukaryota; Metazoa; Chordata; Aves; Psittaciformes; Psittacidae
Gene: TMEM18
Product: transmembrane protein 18
Exons: 5
Coding region: 1308-1715 (135 amino acids)
Cellular component (GO): nuclear membrane
Source: RefSeq, a predicted model, not a curated record